This is a messenger RNA of Pelobates cultripes (western spadefoot toad), 13335 nucleotides long. NCBI's taxonomy places the organism in Eukaryota, Metazoa, Chordata, Amphibia, Anura, Pelobatidae. The record is from the annotation of a GenBank genome assembly.
CUUGUCGUUGGUUUCGGGCCUUGGGAGGGCUGUGGGCUCCAUGAUGAUUCGAGUUGUGACCUCGGCUGGGGAGUGCUGACCGAGACCAGGGGAUUCUUCCUAUCUCCCUCCGGGUUAGCAGCCGAUCAGGUGAGAGCUCGUUCUGCCCUGUUUGUAUUGGGGUAAGUGGAGUGCUGGGUUUCAUCCUCUCGGUUAUAUUCACAGACUGCCUUCCAUACCGCUCCUAUCACGGGGAGCAGCUUAUUAUGAACACUCUGAUAGCCAGCAUUUGGAACUGCACUUCCACAGCCUUUUCUUUGAUGUUCAGCCAGUCCUGUUGCUGGCUGAGCAUCAUGGGAAACGUAGUCCCUAAACCCUUGGAGUGGCAUGGUUUUUCUAUUAUUUCUUUAUAUUCAGAUAUUUCGAUGUCGUUGUAUUGUUGCCGGCUUGUUAGACACUGUAUGUAAGUUAUGACACAGUAAAUGUUAAAAGUCAUAUUUUCUUUUUUUUAUUACUCUAGGUAAUUAUAUAAAUAUAUAUAUAUAUAUAUAUUUUAAGUUAAAGGGAUCCUAUAGUGCCAGGAAAACAAACCCCGUUUUUCCUGGCCCUAUAGGCUCUAGGAGUGCCCCCUCCCUCAGGGCCCCUCCUCCCUCGGCGCUGAAGGGGUUAAAACCCUUUCAGUCACUUGCCUUAAUCCAGCGUCGGGCUCCCUUGGCGCUGGUGACCUCUCCUCCCCUGCCGACUUCAGCCCCCGAGUGGAGCCGCAUGCGCGGCCAGAGGCACGCGCGCAUUAAAACCCGCCCAUAGUAAAUCAUUACUCAUUGCUUUCCUAUGGGGAUCUUUUUUGACGCUGGAGGUCCGUGAGGAAUGUUUAAAUAAAAAAGUUUUCAGGAAUGGUAAGUCUGCUAAACAAUGUAUCAGAGUACUUAAGUAACCGUUAUAAUAAUUUCCACAUCAAUAUGCAAAAACCGGGUAUUCAAAGGAGAGUUCAAUUUUAUAUAUAUAUAUAUAUAUCUCAGCAAGUUAAGAGGAAAAUGAUGACAUCAGUCCUUAGUACAUAUAUAAAAAAAACAAAAUCAAACGGAGCAGUCCCAAAGAGUCUUUUAAACUGUAUGCUCCUAUCUGUACACGGCUGAAAUCCCUUCUAUUGAAACAGCAGGAAAAACUAGCCGAAGGGGAGCAGAUAACACUCUAGUAACACACUACAAAUAUCUAUUAAUAGUAUGGUAAAUAUAGAUAUUAUAAUCCACUGUGAUUAAUCCAAUAAUGUUCACUGUAAAAAUGACGAUGCAGAAAUGUGUAGUUAACAUUUCUACAUACAAGUCCAAUUUAAAACCGCCAAUGCUUUCCGUCCAACAUCUGCCGUUGGUCUUUAUAGUAUAAAGUGCAGAAGCAUUUCGUUCGUAAAAUUUUUUUUUAUUUUAUAAAAUAUGUACGAUAAAAUCAAUCAAUGAAAAUCAUUCACAAGAAGCACAAAAGUGUGGGAACCUUUAUCCGGAGUCUCACCCCCAGCAGCCUGGAUACUCUGCUGUUGCUGACUUACAGGAGCCGGCUUGAAGGCAGCUGCAGAGUCCUGUGUGUUGAAUGACUGAAGGGGAGAUUCGCUGCGUGCGUUCCACUUUGGUCCACUUUGCGUUCUUAUGUAUAUCGAUGUAUCGUGUAGCGUUUCGUGAUGAUAGAUUAUAAUUUACAUAAAAACAUUAGUGAUAAAAUUUGUUAGUUACGUCUAAAACUAGCUAUGACAAUAAUAAAAGAUAGAUAAAUUGAUGAAGACUUUCUUAAAAAGGAUGAUGCUGAAUGAAAUCACUGAUCAAGAAAAAGGUAAACAAGGAUCCUCUUCUAAAAAAAGACCCACAGAUACUAGAUCAAAAAUCCACAAAUUGGGCAGUUUAUUAGAACAAGAGACCCAAAUAUGGUGGGAUUUUAUUAACUUUGAAUUGUAUGUGGCUAACAAUAUAGUACAAAGAUGCUUAAGAUUACAAAAAACAAGGAUGAGAAUAUGUUGUCUAAAUGGGACCAACUUCUUGAUAAAGGUUCCCUACUACUCAUUAUUUUUUUUGAUUAAGGAAAAGGAGGAGGAAUUGGAACAAAUAGAAAUUGAAAAACUCAGAUUAGAAAUGCUUCUUGUGAAUGAUUUUCAUUGAUUGAUUUUAUCGUACAUAUUUUAUAAAAUAAAAUCUUUUUUAUGAAUGAAAUGCUUCUGCACUUUAUACUAUAAAGACCAACAGCGGAUGUUGGACGGAAAGCAUUUCUGGUUAUAAAUUGGACUUGUAUGUAGAAAUGUUAACUACACAUUUCUGCAUCGUCAUUUUUACAGUGAACAUUAUUUUUCACACAGUGGAUUAUAUUAUCUAUAAUGUACCAUACUAUUAAUAGAUAUUUGUAGUGUGUUACUAGAGUAUUUGCUCCCAUCGGCUUUUUUUUCCUGCUGCUUCAAUAGAAGGGAUUUCAGCCGAAUACAGACAGGAGCGUACAGUUUAAAAGACUCUUUGGGACUGCUCCGUUUGAUUUUUUUAUAUAUAUAUAUAUAUAUAUAUAUAUAUAUAUAUAUAUAUAUAUACACACACACACUAAGGACUGAUGUCAUCAUUUUCCUCUUCACUUGCUGAUAUAUGAUUGAACUCUCCUUUGAAUGCCUGUUUUUUGCACAUUGAAGUUGAAAUUGUUAUUAUUAUAACUGUUACAUAAGUACUGUGAUACAUUGUUUAGCAGACUUACCAUUCCUGCAAACUUUUUUAUUUAAGCAUUGGGGUUUUAAUUAUACUCACUCAAAUAUUGCAAGUGUUAGUAAAUAUCUCCUGGUUGCAGCAAUUCAUUUUUUUUUUUUCUUUUUGAUACUUUUAUUUUCUGUUAUCCAUUUCAGCCUAAGGUGUGGGUUGUUUUACUGGGAUUUGAGGAGUUACACACUUAUUCUGAGACCAUUACUUACACCUUCCUACCUAUCCGAAAGGAAUUAUUUCCUUUUUGGUGAUUUUUUUUUAUUUUAUUUUAAAACUAGGGUGACCUGGCACCCAGACCACUUCAUUGAGCUGAAGUGGUUUGGGUGCCUAUAGUGGUCCUUAAAGGUCAAUAUACAUUCUACAAAUUAAGCAUAGCACGUAUUUUGCUAUAUCAUGCAGUGUAGCUGACACAAAAUGUAUUUUCUAGCGGGGGGUGGGGGGGGGGCAAUAUGUAUAUUUCUCUUGCAAAACUGAAGGACCUAUGUUGCUUUAUUAGGAGCAAAGAUCCUAUAGAUCCACUUUCUAGGAGCAAGGCUACUGGAGACCUACUUUCUGGCCACCCAUAGAUUCUUUAACCAACAUUCAUCAACUUCACAGGUAUGUCCAUGACAGUACAGGCAUGUGUUUGCUAUAUUGGCAUCCUCACUGAAGUCACUAUACCAGUGUUGGCGUUUCCACUAGUUUUGCAUUAGUUCUGAUGGAUUAUAGGAUAUGGCAUGAUCUCAUGCAAUACGCAAAGAUGUCAUUGGCACUUUGUUCGUAAGCUUAAAACUAUUAGACCCUAUGUUAUACAUGUAUGUGUGUGUGUGAGAUUUCAAUAGCGACAAUAGUAGAUAUUAAAAUAUGUAUGUUUCCUUAACUAUCCACCCUGCCAUCUCCACCCAAGCUGGUGUGUCACCUUCACCGGUCUUGGCAAAAUAUCUUGAGAUAAGUGAUCAUUGUCCGUGUGCCUUUUUGCAGCUUAACGUAUUGCUAUAUGUAAAAUGUGGACAAAACAGCAACCCUAGAGCCCACGUAAUCAUUUUAGGACCCUAUGAGAUUUAAAUUCCUGUAUACACCAUAAAUAAACAGCUUGGGUGAAUAAGAAUCUUUAUUAUAUAGUAUCCAAAAAUGAAAAUGUACAAAAAGUAGAAAUAACAGUAAAUCUAAAAGCAGCAAAAAGGCACGCGAAACAAAAGAAGCACUAAAAAGUCCUGUAAUAAGGCACUACAAUAUCAACAAAAGUUUUUUUUGUUUUUUUUUAUAGUUCCUUUUUGCCGUACUUUUUAGUGCUGGUUUUGUGUCGCAAGCCCUUUUAGGGUGAAUUGAUCUUUCCAUCACCCGCAUUUAGUCUAGAAAUUUUUUUAUCCGAGUUAGCUAUCUAAAGUUUAUUCCUUGUUGCAAGUAAAGACUCUGGGGUGCAAAAUGCAUUAAGCUUUAAAGGAAAACUACAGGAAAGAUUCACCUAAUCCACAAUAAAGUGGAUGAGGUAAAAACUGGAAAAAUGUAAUCAGUAUCCUGGGGUAAAUGGGAUCACAGUCUACUCUUCAUGCACCAAUACAUACACAAACCACAUAUAUCCCCAGUGCAAGUGAAAUAUUGUACUGCACCAAAACGUGAGUCAGGCGUUUUGUUUGGAGUGUGUUUAGGGCACUUAUUACCAUGCACUGUAGGAUUUCUAUCUGAUUUAUAGACAUGCCUCACUCUCACUAGUUUUUUUAGUUUUUUUUAUUUGAUUGUUCACUCCUUUAUUCUUUUACUCCUCUACCUAUCCAGUCAGUUUAACAGGGAGAGAGGCUUUACUACACUUCACUUAUGGUCUAACCUUGAGUCAAUCUCUGUUACUUAACACUGAGACCAUGGUUUAACCCCUUGUCUACCUGGGUACACUGGUAUACUUUCCAUUGCAAUAUUUACCUACCAAGGGCUAACAAAGGUACUAUUAACUUGCUGCUUUAUUCGGACAGAACUAUGAUUUAACCUCUAGUUAAUCCCUGUUUUUUUUUAACACUAGUACUAUGGUUUAACCCUUUGUCUACCUUGGUACACUGGCUUAUUUUCCAGUGCACUACUUACCUACAAAGGGUUAUCAUAAGUGCUAUAAAUAAGCCUAAUUAAUAAAGCUUGUAUAUUAAUAUUUUAAGCACCUGUCUGGAUAAUCCAAUGGUUAUCCAUUUUCUAUACUAGGUAGAGGAGUAGCCUUACACGGCUAGUAUUUUUCACUUGCACUGGGGAUAUAUGUGUAUGUAUUAGUGCAUGCAGAAUGGACUGUGAUCCCAUUUACCCCAGGAUACUGAUUACAUUUUUCCAGUUUUUACCUCAUCCACUUUAUUGUGGAUUAGGUGAAUCUUACCUGUGUUGUUGUUGUUAUUAUUAGGGGUAAGCCCUUUGGACACUACCGGAAUGUCUACACUGGCGUUUAGAUCCCAAGAAGUAAACUCUUGGGUAUCUUAUUUUUAUUAGCGUUAAAGGAAAACUACUAGCACAAUGUAAAGAUGACUUUUUAUGCUCUUAAAAACCCCCCCACAAAAGUAGUUAGUAGUUUUGGGCAUGAAAGGUGCCCUUUAAAUCCCUUAAAGAAUUUUAGAAUAAUAUUUCUACAUAGUACUAUUACUACCCAACUGAACUAAAAAUAACAUUUAUUUUUUUCGUGCACAGGUUAGGAUGUUAAAUUGGUGAUCUGAUGACUCCCAUGACCUUGACUUUCAUCUCUAAUUCGAAUGCGCUUGAAUUUACAAAACAAAAGGCCAUUAAAUGCUGUAUUUGACAUUGUAGUGUGCUGUGAAAAUGUAGUAGUUUACUUGGACAUACAGAUGACAUGAGUCUAGUAGAAAGGACUAAAAUACUACUUGGUUUAUAAAUCCAUGAAAGUAAAAUCUGUUUUUAAGUGGAACAUUAGCCAUGAAAACCAAUGGGGUGUUCUUUUUCUCAUAUAUAGAACGAGCCUGAUUGAUUUUUCUGGAGGGUUGCAUUGCCGUCAACGGAUUGGUUCGAUCAGUGAACAGCAACUGUAAGUAUUAAACUAUCAGCAUUUUUUCCUUCUUAUUAUAUAAUAUUUUUUUUAAAACAAAUAUACCAAUUAUAAACACAACCAAGUGGUAUAUUUGUUUUUUAAAUGUAAUGGCAUGGGGUGCAAAGUGGACACAAAUGAAAUUUAAUUAAAUAUACUGUGCAAUUUCUCCAAAAUCAAAUCGCCACAAACUUUUGUGGUUGUGGCACAAAGGAAUGGUAUAUUUCGAUACACUUGUUAAAAACAUGGAAUGCCAAUUUCACACAGCUGCAGAGAAGCAUUCAUCUAAACUGUGGUGAACACUAUUCGCAAUAAGAAUGUAGACAAAAUGUAGCUGUAAUAGCAGAAUGCAAGAAUCUGUCAGUGGUCAAAAUGUUUGAUAUAGCCCAUCAGAAUGCAUUAUUUCAUAUACACAUAUUUUUUUUUCUAUGAGUUUAUUUAUAUGCGUGGUUGUUCUUCUAAAAAAAAAAAAAAAGUAGGCUAGUACUUACUGUUUUUCCCCUGUCCCUGCAUGGUUAAUUUGAUGGCUUCUUAGAGACAUGUCUCAAAAAAUUAUUAAUAAUUAUAAAUUGGUGAAAAUGGCAGUACCUGGGUCAGGGGAAUAAAUAGUAUGUUUAGAAUUUUCAAGAAGGUUUAAAGCGGCACUGUCAACGUUUGGAGACUUUUAAUGAUUUUCAACAGUCCCUGAUUGUGAUACUGAACCUGUUACCUGAACCUGCCCCUCACAGGCGUGUCCAUCGUCUUCCCUACUUUGUCUCAGUAUAUAUUUUGACAACGGUUGGAAUAUCAGUCAUAUUGACUGUUAGAAUUUCACUAUUUCUUAAGGGCAGUGCCGCUUUAAGAGUUGGAGAUCUGGAAUUCAUCAGUUUGUUCAACAGAUAAUUUUUUUUAAAUUUUUUUUAACUAUCAAUUUAAUUGACUUUGCUUGUUAAACUUAUAGAGGCACUCCAAGCUAUAAUUUACAUUUUUAUACACUGUAUAGGUAAGAGCCUUAACAACAUUGUACGAAAAACAUGUUUAAAAUAGUUAAAAUAAAAUAAGAUAAAGAAAGAUAUAUAUUUAACAAGCAAUUGUCACUUAUGAGAUUUUUGCACAAUUAAAUAGCUAACUAUUUUAAUUUGCUUAAAAACCACUAAAGCACAGUUAAGUGGUUCUGGUGUCCUUUCAGGGUGACCAGCCAGACGUUUUGCAAACGGUUUGACAAUUUACUUUGGUUGUGCUGGUCGUAGCCACCUGGAGACACCCGCACAGAGCUUCUGUUAGCUCCACUAAGCUAAGCCUGCUCUCAAAUUGUUUCUGAACUGUUUGAUUACUUACCAUGAGAGGUGACGUCACCAGGGCACUUUUGUUAUAAUAAACUAUUGUAGUGAUCAUGUAGUCCUUGGAGUGUUUAGUUAUGCCUGCAGAAGAUGCUGAAGACACAUACACUUGCAGAAAAUUACUCUAAUUUCUCUUUAGCUGCUUGAGUGCACCCAUUGUUUCAUGGGACUAGUUUGAUGCUCAAAGUGCUGCAGUGGUAGGUAAGCUUUUGACUUGCCCUCCUCUGCUUUAGUCACUUUGGUAAAUGCUGCCAUAGCUCUUACUUUUUUUUUUUAUGAAAAGUCACAGUUCCUUUUUAAAGUUUCUACAUAUAACUUUAUAUAGCACACUGUCCCAUAAGCCCUCAUGGCUUACGAGCAAAGCAUAAGUUACUGGGAGUUGUUCAGUUUCAGCAUUCAACUUAUAAAGCUGUUACAUUGCAGCCCUAAAUCUGCCUCCAGUGGCUGUCUCCCAGAAUAUUAUAUUUUAGAAUGGAGUUGGAGCAGAAAAGGCACGGUUAAAGGGACACUAUAGUCACCUGAACAACUUUAGCUUAAUGAAGCAGUUUUGGUGUAUAAAACAUGCCCCUGCAGCCUCACUGCUCCAUCCUCUGCCAUUUAGGAGUUAAAUCCUUUUGUUUAUGAACCCUAGUCACACCUUCCGGCAUGUGACUUGCACAGCCUUCCAUAAACACUUUCUGUAAAGAGAGCCCUAUUUAGGCUUUCUUUAUUGCAAGUUCUGUUUAAUUAAGAUUUUCUUAUCCCCUGCUAUGUUAAUAGCUUGCUAGACCCUGCAAGAGCCUCCUGUAUGUGAUUAAAGUUCAAUUUAGAGAUUGAGAUACAAUUAUUUAAGGUAAAUUACAUCUGUUUGAAAGUGAAACCAGUUUUUUUUUCAUGCAGGCUCUGUCAAUCAUAGCCAGGGGAGGUGUGGCUAGGGCUGCAUAAACAGAAACAAAGUGAUUUAACUCCUAAAUGACAGUGAAUUGAGCAGUGGAAUUGCAGGGGAAUGAUCUAUACACUAAAACUGCUUUAUUUAGCUAAAGUAAUUUAGGUGACUAUAGUGUUCCUUUAAGAUACAGAGUGAAAUGAAAACAUUUUUGCAAAACCUAAACAAAAUUGAACAUCUAACUUUUUUUUUUUGUGUGCCAGAAAAGUUAUAAAAGUACUGGUGACAGUUUUUAAUAUAUUUUCAUUCUUCAUAUUUGUGUUUAGAUUGCAGAGAUAUGAAUGAACACCCUAAGAAACGAAAAAGAAAAACCCCCUUCCCGUCCCGCUAUGCUGGGCAGAUUGCCACUGAAACAUCUCCUGGUAAGAUAAUCCUAUAUGAAAGAGAUUUAUAAAAGUAGUUGGUUAGAUUUGUGGAGGAAUUACCAUGCAAACCAACAGAAUCAUCAGAAACAUUCCUUAGGUUUCCAUGGUGAUUACACCACUUUUAGAAGUUCACCUUACUUUUAUUUUAGUGACAGUUUAAACAAAAUGAGGACAUAAUGCAGAAUAUAAAGUUCUCUGUGUUGAGCAUUACUUUUUCGUAGUAAUGUUUAAAUAAAUAUAUUCACCAGAACUAUUACAGCCUAAUGUAGUGGUUCUUGUGUCUAUAGCAUAUUCCUGCAUCCUUUUUUUAUAUAAAUACGGUCUUUCAGAGAAAAGGCAGUAUAUACAUUGCCUAUUAACCCUUCUAGUGGCAGUCACUGUCACAUUGUGUGCAGUACCUAAGUUCAGCAUCUCCAUGCUCUGUAUAGAGACGCUGAAUGCUUCCCAUUCAAUGCAUCUGUAUGAGGAGAUGCUGAUUAAUUUAGUAAGCCAUUUCCUGCGCAUGUGCAAUUGCCUUCCAAUGCUUUUCUGUGUGAAAGCAUUGGAUUGGUUAAGAUUAUCAAGAUUGAGUGAGGACCAGGCGUGGGAGAAAAGGUGGGUAAAAUCAUAUUUUUACUGCAAUUGGAGGGAGGGGCGGCUAACCUAAAUAGCCACUUAAGGACUGUAGUGUCCAGAAUACAUGUUUGUAUUUCUGACACUAAAGUAUUCCUUUUAAUGAAGUAACCCAGUGGUUCCCAAACUUUUUAGGUUCAAGGCGCCCUUACUAUUUCAAUAUUUUUCCAAGGCACCCAAAGUCAAAACAAUUUUCUAGGUUGUAGAGCUGUACAGAGAGAGUUGUACAGCGCUGCAGCAUAUACUGGUCCCCUAAUCUUGGGUGUGGCACUGGUAGAAUAUUUAAAGAAACAAUCGAGGCACAAUAACCACUACAUUAUGUUGUAAUGGUUAUGGUGCCAGUAGUGCCCUCCCAAGGUAAGAAGUCAAAUUAUUUAAGAACAGUUUGACAACUUACCGGGGGUCUGCCAGGAUAGGGACUGUAGUGUGUGUGUACAGGGGUGCAUUGUGUUUGUGAAGGAUGCAGUUUGUGCGUGGGGGUUGCAGCAUGUGUGUAUGGGGGGCUAUUGUGUGGUGUGGGGGUAGGAGGGCAAAUUAAGAAAUAUAUACUUUUAUUAUUAAAAAUUUUAAUGAUGUCCCCCCCUCCAUGCUUACCUUUGCCUGGGAGGGGGGACAUUUCCUGCAGUCCCUGGUGGUGAGAGUGAACUCUAGCAGCCUCAGGAGCUGCUAGAGUUCACUCUCGCGAGAUUUGGAGCAUUGCUGUGGUAACCACAGCAACUCUCCUAGCUCACGAGAGGAGAACCCGGUGGAGCUGCAGUCUAGAGCUCUCCCGGGUCCUCUCUCUCCCUCCCUCGCUUCCGGCUGUCAGCAAAGGGCUCGCGGGCCGGAGAAGGAGAACUAUGAUCAUAGCACCAGGAAAAAACCUUGCGACACACUGUUUGUGAACCACUGAACUAACCUAUACUACCUACUGUGUGGUUGAACAUUAUGGAAUUUAUGUAUAAAAAGUGUUGUGUGCUGAAAAGUGGUCUAAAGUGCUAAAAGUAGCUGCAGUCACCAUGAAAACCAAAAGAACCAGCAGGCACAUUGCAUCGGUGACUCCAACCCUUUUCCAUGUUUGCACCACUUUUUAGAACGGGCACUUUUUAUAUUUCACUCCAAAUGUUCUGUGUAAAGGUCAAAAGGAUUUUCUGAUGUUUUUAUUCUCUCCUUUUUGACAGAUGUUUCGGUUCCAGUCAAAACAUUAGAAAACAAUGGAAUAUUCUUUGAUCAUUGUUAUAGUGUAUGUUCCAUAGUACAACAAGAUCACAAGGUUCCAGAAAUUGAAGGUAUUUUUCCCCAAAUCUUUGAAAAUGUACUGAAUUCUUCAUAUUAAAAGACUAUGCAUUUAUUAAUCUUGUGUGGAUAAAUGCAGUCUUACACAUGAAUAAAUAAGGUAGCGCAUAUUACUACAUGUUUUAGCAUGAUCAGUAAUAUAAUAUAAUGAAACCUUUCAUUUUACCUCAGGCUGCCAUGACGUCAAGAUAAUCCUUUGGGGCCUGUCUUUGCUAGUGCAAUAUUUGUUCAGGAAAAGGGUCAUUUUAACUGCUACAGCACUAACAACAAGGGGAUCCUUCUGCCUAUAAGACUGUCUUGAUGUAAACUGGAUUUCCUAAUUGUUCUAAUGCUUUAACGUAUGAUUGCCUGUGGAGAAUAUUCCAUGUGUGAGCAUAUUGACUUAGCCACAACUGUUAUUCUCUAAACCAGAGUUGGCCAAAAGGUAGAGGCCCAUGUGCCAUAGAAGUACAAGUCCCAUGAUAUUUUGCUUGCCUGUAAAAUGGAAAAGCAUCAUGAGAUUGUAGUUCCACGCCAUCUAAAUAAAUUGAGCUAACAAUGUUUUUCAGAUUCCUAUCUGGAAGUGCAGCAAGGGGUUCUGAUGGUAAAAUGUACAAGAUAAAACAGACAAUCUGAUUUUUGGGGUAUAUAGUGUAAAUAUAUAACUGACUGGGGGGGCGGGGGGGUGGAAUCCCUUUAGUCUAGUAGAACUUUUAUCCAUUGAAUGAAUGAUGUAUAGCCAAUUAAAUUGAACUUCUUUUACUUUGUGUUAAACGUUACUGACUGCUAACAACUAAUGAUAAUUGCAUUUUGUUUAUUCUUCAGAGGAGCCCAGUGCUAAUGGAGACAAUAGGGAAGUGUGUGAGUCUCCAACAUUAAUUCCACAGCCAGUCCAUGAAGAUGCAAUAGUGGAAAUUCACACUGAAGAGCCUGAGAGUGUACCUUCACCUGUCAAUGAGGAGGAAAUCAAGGACACCCAACUUCAGAUUAAUGAAAGUCCUGAAAGCAGUCCUUCUUCUAACUUAACUGCACCCCAAAAGUGGCCUCUACUACGGGCUAAUAGCAGUGGCCUAUUUAGAUGUGAGCAGUGUGAUUUUAACAGCAAGUACUUCUCUGAUCUAAAGCAGCACAUGAUUCUGAAGCACAAGUGCACAGAAUCUCACAUCUGCAAGGUGUGUAAACAAAGUUUCUCAAGUGAUGAUUUACUUUUGGACCAUGGAAAGGUUCAUGAGGAGGACCAGCUGAGCUGUAAGCACUGUGACUUCAAGACCAAUGCCUUUGAAAGCCUCAGUCAACAUGUAGCAGAUGCUCACUUCAAUGACUUCCUGUACUGGUGUGAACAAUGCGACCUGCAGUUUUGCACAAGCAGCGAACUGUACCUGCACUUUCAGGAGCACAGCUGUGAUGAACAGUACCUCUGCCAGUUCUGUGAACAUGAGACAAACGACCCAGAAGAUCUUCACAGCCAUGUGGUAAACGAACAUACCUGCCGACUAAUAGAGCUGAGUGACGCCUAUAAUAAUGGAGGACGAGGGCAGUUCAGUCUUUUAAACAAAAUUAGCUUUGAUAAGUCCAAAAACUUCUUUGUUUGCCAAGUAUGUGGCUUUAGCAGCCGACUCCACACAAAUGUGAAUAGGCAUGUAGCAAUAGAGCAUACACGUUUCUAUCCACAUGUUUGUGAUGACUGUGGAAAAGGCUUUUCUGGUAUGUUAGAGUACAGCGAGCAUUUAAAUUUACAUUCUUCUGAAGGCGUCUACCUGUGCCAGUAUUGCGAAUAUUCCACAGGUCAGCUGGAAGAUCUGAAAACACACUUAGAUUUUAGGCAUUCUACAGAUAUGCCCCACAAAUGUAAGAACUGCCUUCUGAGAUUUGGAUCAGAGAACGAACUUAAAAGUCACCUUCAGACCCAUGAGAGAACAUGAUCAUAUUGGUGGGGAAUUAGCUGUAGUUUUCAUGUCAUUGUCUACAAAAGACAAAACUUUGAAACUGUUGGUAAUCUUAGAGGUCUGUCAAAUUAUAAAUGUGAAUUUCUCGUGUAGUUUUGCGGAUAAAGAAGCCAACUUGAUUCACAUGUUUAUUGCUGGAUUAAUUGCCAGCAAAUAUACAUAGAUUUCAUUAUGUAUAAGAAAACUUGUUUGAUCUUGCUGAUUCGUUGUAAAAUGUACGUUCAUUCUUGAAUAAUUAUUCUAUUUACUAAAUAAUGAAUUCAGUGCUCCUGAUGUGAUUGCAGUUGUUUACUUUUUAAAUCAAGCAAUGCAAUCCCUAAAUAAAACACACGGUGCAUGCUAGUUGGUAUUAAAUGUCUGUGCCUGCUGUGUUUAUCAUUUGGUUUUUGUUUUGGUGUUUGUUUUUUUGUGAUAGGAAAUCUUGUGUUUGUGUGUAAAUAACUCUGCAUGGUCAUUCUGGACAGAAGACAAAAUAUUUGAAGCCAUCAGACUACCUGGAUUUUAUGCUUUUUCUGGAGUUAUGUAGAGGGGAACUUUUUUUUUCUGAUAUUUUAUUUGAAAUGCCUUGCUGGUUUCCUGGGUGGGUGAAGGCAUUCCUUUACAUAAAAGGCCACAUUGCAUCAAAUUAAUGACAGAUUUUAUUAUGUAUUUGGAAAAUACAGUUUGUACCAAAUACACUUUGGUAAUUUACUCUUAAAUAUUUGGGACCAUGUAUUUUCUCAGUGAAAUUAAAAAUCAAGAAAUGCACUCCAUGCUGUUCAACAUCAUACAGUAAAAUGGUUAUGAAAAGCAGGGACUGUUUGUAUUGUAUAAUUCCCUCUCAUUUGUUUGGAUUCAGUCCCAUAAGUCUGAGAUUACUGUAAAAUCUAUUUAUAAAAUGUAAUACAUUCUAUCUGAUACUGAUGGUUUGACAGAAAUAUGUAAAACGUAAUUUUCAAAUAAAAAGAUAAAACUUGUUUUUGGGCACUGUAAAAUAAGAGAAGUAAUCAAAUUCAGAAUAAUUAUAAUUUCAGUCCAACCCAAGAUGUCACACAUACAUAAGCUUGCAUAAGGAAAAAAAAAACAAAUGGAUUCUUUUGAAACUAAUAAUGUACAUGCUAACAUUAAAAUAUCAAUUCCAAGGUGAUUGGGGAAACCCUUAUAAAAGUAACAUAAAGGCAGCCUAACCAGUUAUAUACAGAAAUGUUUUUAAUCUUUUUUGUUUAAAUGUAAUAAAAAGGCAUUAG